This is a messenger RNA of Cyprinodon tularosa, 1797 nucleotides long. It is a transcript of the gene fam49al, whose product is annotated as family with sequence similarity 49 member A, like. The transcript has 11 exons. The coding region runs from base 559 to 1533 and encodes 324 amino acids. NCBI's taxonomy places the organism in Eukaryota, Metazoa, Chordata, Actinopteri, Cyprinodontiformes, Cyprinodontidae. Gene Ontology annotation, molecular function: small GTPase binding. Gene Ontology annotation, biological process: regulation of actin filament polymerization. The record is from RefSeq and is a predicted model, not a curated record.
GAGAAGUGAGGCAGAAAGGAAAGCUUUGGGCAGUAUUUUUGAGGAACCCAAUUCGAUGUCAUGAACUGAAAGACAGAAUGAGUUUUUCCUGUGCAAGAACAACAUACUGUAAAAGGUGACAGACAAACAUCAGAAAGAGCAAUAGGUGUAUAAAUUAGCACGGCUUCUGGUCUGUGAGUGGCGAAAACCUCAACCCUGCAUAGCACCAUCCCCUAAAAACCCAGUGUGAAAAAAGACAGAAGGAACAGAGCAGCAUCUGGGUCGAAGCUAAUAGAGAAAACCACGGGGCUUUAAAUAGAUCGAGAAAAGAGAAGUGUGAAGUGGACUUUAUGCUCAGAGAGAGGGAGGCAGAGAGACCGAGAGCACGAGUUUACAUCCAUCUCCGGAGAGGCGACGAGUGGCAACUGGAGCCACUGUGGGAUUUUGAGCUGGAAUAACUGGGGAUUUACUUACUGCGGCGAUUUGGGAAAACACAAAGACAACCAAGACAGUAGAAGGAGAGAGUUUGAGGUGAAACUGAGGAAGAAAAGCUACUCUUAGAGGAAAAGAGGGGGGCUCAUGGGAAACCUCCUGAAAGUGCUGGCUUGCGCCGAACUUGAGCAUGGGCCAAUAGUUUUCCUUGACUUUGAACAUGCCCAGCCCACCGAGGCAGAGACGGCCGUGUGGAACCAGGUCAGUGCCGUCCUGGAGGAGGCCCACGGCAUCCUGGCUGAGCUGCAGUCCUAUAACGGCGCGGGGCAGGAGAUACGAGAGGCCAUCCAGAACCCUGGCGACCUUGCUCUUCAGGAGAAAGCCUGGAACGCAGUCUGCCCCCUGGUGGCCAAACUGAAGAGGUUCUAUGAGUUCUCCCUCAGACUGGAGAACGCUCUGCGCAGCCUGCUGGAGGCGCUGACCAGCCCACCCUACGCGCCCAUGCAGCACCUGGAGCGAGAACAGGCCCUGGCCAAGCAGUUUGCUGAGAUUCUGCAUUUUACACUCAGCUUUGAUGAACUAAAGAUGACAAAUCCAGCCAUUCAGAAUGACUUCAGCUACUACAGGAGGACUAUAAGUAGGAACAGGCUGAAUAACCAGCAGCUGGAUGCAGAGAAUGAGGUAAACAACGAAAUGGCCAACCGGAUGUCCCUGUUUUACGCUGAAGCAACACCGAUGCUGAAGACCUUGAGUAACGCCACCACCAAGUUCGUUUCAGAGAACAAGACUCUGCCCAUAGAGGACACCACAGACUGCCUGAGCACCAUGGCCUGUGUGUGCCGUGUCAUGCUGGAGACCCCGGAGUACCGCUGCCGGUUCACCAACACAGACACCAUGCUGUUCUGCAUGAGGGUGAUGGUGGGCGUCAUCAUCCUCUACGACCAUGUCCAUCCCGUCGGAGCCUUCGCCAAAACCUCUAAAAUUGAUAUGAAAGGCUGCAUCAAGGUGCUGAAAGAGCAACCGUCCAACAGCGUGGAGGGUCUCCUGAAUGCACUGAGGUACACGACACGGCAUCUAAACGAUGACAGCACCUCCAAACAAAUCAGAGCCCUGCUGCAAUGAAAGAACUCCAGAGGAAAGGGGGAAAAUGUCGGAGCGCACUUGAAGACGGAGGGAAAAAGACACCAGAGGCUGAAAAAAGCUGUUUACAACGGACGGAGAGAGCCAUCUCUGGUUUAGGAGCAACCUGACGAUUAGAAGAAGAAGAAUUUAAUUAUAUAUAUUAUCAGCUGUCCAUCAUUCUGUCUCUCAUUUUGUAAAGUAAGAAAAGAGAAAAAAAAAGAAGGAAAGCCAGAAAUGAAGAUUAUAGAUAUUUAUUAAAAGAAG